Molecule: messenger RNA, 4197 nt
Organism: Eucalyptus grandis
Lineage: Eukaryota; Viridiplantae; Streptophyta; Magnoliopsida; Myrtales; Myrtaceae
Product: protein NO VEIN-like
Exons: 5
Coding region: 8-4162 (1384 amino acids)
Biological process (GO): embryo development ending in seed dormancy; leaf vascular tissue pattern formation; root development
Cellular component (GO): nucleus
Source: RefSeq, a predicted model, not a curated record
CGAGGAAAUGCUAAACAAGUAUGUACAUGACCAGAAAGGGCGUCACAAGAUGCGCACCAUGCUUUCAGCACACCCAUUGGCCGUUUUGUUGAACAUCGCUGUAACUUGUAUCAAAUGGGGAAUGUUGGAAGAUGAAUAUGAAGCUAUCGGUAAACAAAUGUUGAAUGGACUUAUUCUGCCAACCCCCCUGCCUGUAAGCGAAGAUACCCAAUCAAGUUUAGAGAGUGCAACUGACAAAGCUCGCCACAGUGCAGAGCAUACAAAAAGUGUCACUGUUGAAGACAUUGCCAGAGAAAUUGGUGCUUAUUAUCAGCCUGAUCAUGAAAAAACGAGCAACAACGAAUCAGUUCUGGAGAUGAGAGUUAAUUUGUUAAGAAAGCUUGUUGACUGUGACUCUUGGCUGGCGAAGCAAUUUUUCGUUCAUGAAUUUGAGUCACUUGGUUAUGGAGAGUUUUUUAGUUUCCUGACAGAACACAUAUCUCUUAUGCCUACUGGGCUGAAACAGCUCUUGAAUGGUGACAUGUAUGAGAAGUCCCACUCUGAGGCUUGCCUACUGCAGGAUCAGUUGAUGCUGCUAAUAUCACAAGCAUUGAAUAGCUCGUGGGAUGGUAAAGUAGUGACCAAACAGAUGAUUUCAACAUUGCUUUUGAAGCAAUUUCCCAAUCUCAGUUUCAAAAUGGAAGUUGGUUCAGUGGAGGAUUUAUUAAAUAUUGUUGGGCAGUAUAGAGAUAUUGCAAUGUCAAAAUGUGUCCUUUUCUCUCAGACACUGAUGGGUGCCCAUGGUCUGUCUAUGUCAGCAUUUGAUGAUGAUUAUGUGGUUGAACUUGAAGCCAUUGGUAGAGGAGCUGAUGUCUCACAGAAAACAGGAAAAUUGGCUUCAGUCUCAUCUCAGGAUGCAAUUGAAGUCUUACUCAGGGCGCCGAUGCUGUCAGAUUUAAGUCGUUGGUCACAUUGGGACAUUAAGUUCGCCCCAUGUCUUGGCCCUCUUGUAGGAUGGUUGUUGAAUGAAGUUAAUAGAACAGACUUGUUGUGUUUAGUGACAAAAGAUGGUAAUGUGAUACGGAUUGAUAGUUCAGCCAGCGAGGAUUCAUUUUGGGAAUCUGCCCUUCAUUUAUCACCUUUCCAAACAGCAGUUCAGUUGCUCUCUUUGUUCUCGAUACGUGGGGGACAAAAACAUGUUCCUCUGUCUCUUUUAAAAAGCCACGCAAGUCGUGCAUUUGAAGUCAUCUUGAAUGAUCAUUUGGAAGAUAAGGAAGUGACCAAUGGAUGGAAUUUUCAGAUGAAAGAAAGAGCAGCUGGUAUGUCAAAGCCGUUGGAUGAAGUUUGUGCUAGUAGAUCAUUCAAGAAUUCCACUGGCACAGUUGAUGCAGUGCUUGUUGCAUCAAGAUACUUUCUUGAAUGCCUCAGUCAUAUUCCUUCAGAGUUUUGUACAUUUGCUGCUGAUGUGUUACUAUCGGGUUUGCAAUCUGUCAUUAAAAAUGUACCUUCUAUUAUCUUGUCAGAGUGUAUAUGUAUGGAGGAACGAGUCAUGCUUCAUGAAGUGGGACUAUGUCUUGGUGUUGUGGAAUGGAUUCAUGACUAUCGUGUUAUCUUCUCCUCCACUGAUGGUGAGAUGUGCAAGCCCUGUGAAGCUAUAUCAUUCAUAGCUAACACCUCUAAGUCAAGCACAGGCUCACUUUCUGCAGAAGAAGACAAGAUCGUGCUCUCUCUUGUUUCUGAGGGUCAGAGUAACAUAUGUAGAGAAAUUUGUCACGGUUCUGAAGGUCCAGAAGUCUGGAUAGAUAAGAGUGUGGCACAAAAUGAACCAAUUGAAUACGAGGAUGCUUACUCAAUCAUUGAAUCUAUCAGGCAAGAAGAAUUUGGUCUUGAUCCUAGUCUUUCUAGUACAGAAAGUAGCUUGUUAAAUAAACAGCAUGCCCGUCUGGGGAGAGCACUUCAUUGUCUUUCACAGGAGUUAUACUCUCAGGAUUCUCAUUUUCUUCUUGAGUUAGUUCAAAAUGCUGAUGAUAAUACCUAUUUAGAAAAUGUUGAGCCAGCUGUUGUAUUCAUUCUUCAGGAGUCUGGCAUCAUUAUCCUGAAUAAUGAACAGGGCUUCUCUGCUCAAGACAUAAGAGCACUAUGUGAUAUUGGCAAUUCUACGAAAAAAGGAAGUGCUGGAUAUAUAGGGAAUAAAGGCAUUGGAUUCAAAUCAGUAUUCCGUGUUACUGAUGCACCAGAGAUUCAUUCCAACGGGUUCCAUGUAAAGUUUGACAUAAGUGAGGGACAAAUUGGUUUUGUUUUGCCAACUGUUAUACCCCCUCUCAAUCAUAAUGUGCUAAGCAAGUUAACAUCCACUAAUUCUGUUCAGUUUGAUACUAGCUGCUGGAAAACUUGCAUUGUUCUUCCCUUCAAAUCGGAUUUGUCAGGAGGAACUAGAAGGAAUAAUGUCAUAUCCAUGUUUUCAGAUAUUCAUCCAUCCUUGCUACUGUUUCUUCAUCGUCUGCGGUGCAUUACAUUCAGAAACAUGCAUGAUGAUUCACUAAUUGUCAUGAGAAAGGAUACUUGUGGUGAUGGCAUCAUUAGGGUUUCAUAUGGUAAGGAGGAAAUGAAUUGGUUUGUUGCACGCAAGAAGUUACAUGGGAAGAUUGGUCGUUGCAAUGUCCAAACAACAGAGAUCGCCCUGGCAUUUGGACUUGAAGAAUCAACCGAUGGAAGUUAUAUCCCAUGCCUCAAUAUGCAACCUGUUUUUGCAUUUCUUCCACUAAGAACUUAUGGUCUGAAAUUUAUACUGCAAGGUGAUUUUGUUCUUCCCUCAUCUAGAGAAGAAGUUGAUGAGGAUGACCCUUGGAACCAAUGGUUGUUGUCGGAGUUUCCUGAUUUGUUCGUGAAUGCAGAGGGAUCUUUCUGUUCUCUUCCUUGUUUCAGGGACAAUCUAGGAAAAGCUGUGACAGCUUACAUGAGCUACAUUCCAUUGGUUGGUGAAGUUCAUGGGUUUUUUUCUUGUCUUCCCCGGAUGAUCAUCUCUCAGUUACGCCGCUCAAAAUGUCUACUCUUGGAAGGAGAUGAUGCCACAUGGGUGCCUCCUUGCAAGGUUGUCCGAGGUUGGAAUGAAGGGGCUCAAGUUUUUUUACCUGAUCAUUUGCUUCAAGAGCAUCUUGGCCUAGGAUUUCUAAAGAAAGACAUAAGUCUAUCUGAUCCUUUGGCAAGGACAUUAGGGGUCGAGGAGUAUGGGCCAAAACUUCUACUUAAGAUUGUAACGUCUUUGUGCCAGAGAAAGGAUAGCCUUCCAUCAAUGGGUUUGUCUUGGUUGUCUGCUUGGCUGAAUGCAGUUUAUGAAACGUAUGUGCAUUCAGCCCAAGCACCUCGAGAUGUUGGAAUGGGCACAGAUAUCAUAGAAGCCCUCCGUAAGCUUCCUUUUAUUCCUCUUUCUGAUGGUACAUUUGGCUCAGUAGAUGAAGGUACAAUCUGGCUGCACAUUGAUGUAUCUGGGAAUGACAGUGAGCAUGGAAUGGAUGCUUUCCCAAUGUUAUAUGCAAAACUCCGUAUUGUAAACCCUGCUUUCGUAACUGCAUUGGAUACUGAUAUUUAUCGUGUAGACAUGUAUCCAAAGGACAACAUCAUCAGGAUGCUCCUUAUUGUUGGCGUGCAACAUCUAUCUACACAUGAAAUAAUGAAGGUGCACGUCUUGCCUUUUAUAUGUGAUGACAAAAGUGCAAGUUUGGACAAGAAUCUCAUGACAGAAUUUCUCUGCUUUGUGUUUAUCCAUCUACAAUCUAGCUGCCCUAUGUGCCACGAUGAAAGAGAUUUUCUGAUAUCAGAGUUGAACAACAGAGCUUUCAUUCUAACAAAUCAUGGCAACAAAAGACCGAUUGAGGUACCGAUCCAUUAUGGUAAAGGAUUUGGAAGCUCUUUUGACCUAUGUAAAUUGUUCGACAACAUUCAAAUGGAAUGGCAUGAGGUAGACACUAUCCACCUGAAGCAUUCUUCGACUAAAUCUGUUGUCAAUGGAGUGAAAAAGUGGAAAAGAUUUUUUGAAGAAAUAGGCAUCACAGAGUUUGUUCAAGUAGUCAAAGUUGAUCGGAGAAUGAGUGAUAUGGCCGAUACAUUUUCUGGGAAGGCAGGAUUGAAAAGAGACCAUGUUUCCUUAGGAUCUGUAGCUGAAGAUUGGGAAUCAGUGAGUUAGACCAUUUAUUGUCCUUGUUGUCAGCAAGUGGAAAU